Anopheles maculipalpis is the source of this 1203-nucleotide messenger RNA. RefSeq names its product E3 ubiquitin-protein ligase Hakai-like. The record is from RefSeq and is a predicted model, not a curated record. Gene Ontology annotation, biological process: protein ubiquitination; regulation of cell adhesion. Gene Ontology annotation, molecular function: ubiquitin protein ligase activity. The transcript is spliced from 2 exons. Lineage: Eukaryota; Metazoa; Arthropoda; Insecta; Diptera; Culicidae. Bases 1 to 1203 code for a protein of 400 amino acids.
AUGGAUUCGGACGACAGUGGCACGAAACGGUCCGGUCGGGGACGAGGACGCACCAGAGGCACCCGAGGGCGUGGCCGUGGUCGUGGCCGCGGUCGGGGAAAGAAAGCGUCCCGUGUAAUCUCCUCGGAUGAAGAGGAGGAAGUUGCAUCACCGGAACCACCGGAAAAAGAGAACGAUAUGCUUUCGGAAAAGCAACAAAUAUCCACAGCCGGCAAACGACGUAGCGUUGAAGAGCGAGAAGUUACAAAAAAAGAACAAACAGCACCGGUGGUGGUAUUACAACCGCCAGAAGUUCUACCUGAACCAGCUGAACCGGAUCCGGAACCAUUGCCGGCGGUAAUCGAUUUACCGGCACCGACGAGCGCACCGCUCGUAAUCGACAUGGAGGCAGACAUUUCCCAGCUAGAGGCACCGACCUUUACCACCAUCAGCCGUGGACCACCGGAGCCGAUGCUGCACCUGAACUGGAACCACCGGGUAAACCUAAUCGGCGAAAAGGUGCUGAACCCGAUGAUCUACUGCUGCGACGAGUGUGACAAUCCGAUACUGAUCUACGGUCGCAUGAUACCGUGCAAGCACGUGUUUUGUCUACAGUGUGCCCGUUCCGACACGUGGAAGGUGUGUCCGCGCUGUAAGGAAAAGGUGACCCGCGUAGAACAGACCCGACUCGGGACAGUUUUUAUGUGCACACACGGUGGUACACGGUACGGGAAUACGGGCUGCCGGCGCACCUACCUAUCCCAGCGCGAUCUACAGGCACACAUCAACCAUCGACACGUGACAAAUCCUGCCCCAGCAGUGCCAUCCAUACAACCGUUGAUUAUUCCGCCAGCGCAACAAACUGUCCCCAUACAGCCGAUGCAACUGUCGCCGAUGAGUAAGCUGCUGUCGGAAAAGGUGAACUCGGGCGGGGUAGCUUCGUUGCGGAAAAAAUCCUCCACCGAACAGCUUCAUUCACCUCGAGCGAUUGGUGACGGUUACUACAAUUAUAGCAGCGCCGGUUCGUACAGCACAAGCCAUUCCGCUGGCAACCAGCAACACAUUCACAGCAACAGUCUCGCACAACAGUCCCCAGUUCAGCAGCAUUUGUCCCGGCCUGGUUAUUCACCGUACAGUCAUCAAAUAUCAUCACCCCAGCAGCAACAACAAUCAUCUAACGCGUCCUCCCACUGGAGCCAAUCCACCAGCCAGUACUAUCGCUAA